Messenger RNA from Drosophila eugracilis, 3027 nucleotides. RefSeq names its product cyclic AMP response element-binding protein B (gene CrebB). Gene Ontology annotation, biological process: regulation of transcription by RNA polymerase II. The transcript is spliced from 7 exons. Gene Ontology annotation, molecular function: RNA polymerase II cis-regulatory region sequence-specific DNA binding; DNA-binding transcription factor activity, RNA polymerase II-specific; protein binding. The record is from RefSeq and is a predicted model, not a curated record. Bases 1466 to 2428 code for a protein of 320 amino acids. Gene Ontology annotation, cellular component: nucleus; transcription regulator complex. Lineage: Eukaryota; Metazoa; Arthropoda; Insecta; Diptera; Drosophilidae.
UGCUUUUUAGAGCUACGUAGAGAACAGACGGCCUUCCCAAAACACACACAAACACAUACACCCACACGCACAGAGGGGCGCAAGCAUAUAGACGGCAAAAAGCAAAAAAAAAAACAAAAAAAAGCAAGAACGAGAAAGGUGACGAUUCAAAAGCAGGCGAAUUUUGAGCGCCAAAAACAAAAGAACGCAACAUCACAAAGAGCAAAUCAGUGUUCUUUCAUCAUUUUUUUUUUUCAGUGCAAGUGUGUUUAUAAUUAUAGCUCUACUUCAUAUAUAUAUAUAUAUAUAUAUAUAUAUAUGUGCAUGAGUGUGUGUGUGUGUAAGCGUGUAAUCAAAUACAAAUCAGUAAAAUAACAAAAAUCUUGACGUAAUCGCUGAAAUGCAAAGCAAACGACACGAAAACGAGCAACAAUAACAAAUAGCGAUUUGAAUUCUUUUUGUGUCGGUUUUCGGUUUUCGGUUUUCAAAUUUUGCAGCUUACGGCGAACAAAAAGAGACAGAGCGAAAACACAAUCGCGUGUGUUGUGUAGUUUUUGUACUUAAGUACAUAUAACUUUUUUUUUUUGUGUGUUGUGUAGUGCCCGUGUUUGCCGUUAUGCAAAGAUUUCAUUGUUAUUAGUCAGCAAACGUCAACAGGCAGCAACACCAAAGGCAACAACCAAAACGGCCAGGCCAAGCACCAUUGUUAUCAACCAAAUUCACUACAUUUGUGGUAUUUUCCAGUCUAUACGUAACUGGUAAAUUGGCAUCCUGCACAUAUGGUCACAUUGUCAGCGGGUGAGCGAGCCAGCAAUAAGCGAACGAUUUUUGCGCAAAAACGGAGUUUAUCAAUAAAUCUCUGCGUCCGAUUGCACUGACCGUACAAAUCGCGCUCGAUCUCGUCCAGAAACCACAAAUCCAGGACUGUUCCCGCCUAAAAAUCGCGAUUUAGUGCUGCGAAAAAUAAUAAAAAAAAGAACGUAAGCAACGAUAACAACAGGCAGCGAGAGCAAGUGAGAGAUUGGGAGAGAGAACAGUGCGGAGUGUUGUGUGUGUGCGUGCUGCCAACUUGUCGCACCAAUUCGCUGCUGUGUGUAGUGUUUGUGUGUGUGUGUGUGGUUCUCCCCCCAAAAAAAAAAGAAUUCGAAACGAAAUCUUUUCGCGAUGCUAUAGCCAUUCUAACUGAAGUUAUAGGGUCUAAACAUCGAUUUGCUGGCUAUAGAGCUAUAUAUAUAUUUAACUGGCGAGAGCGACUUUUCAACAAGUUGCCAGCGCAGCGUGCAACGCGCGCACACACACACACGCGCGCGCAAAAGAGGGAGAGCGAACAACAACAACAACAAAAGCCUCUCAGAAGCAACGUUUUUAGUGAUGUCAUCAGAAAAAACGUCUUCAAGCUGGCCAAAUUGAAGCGGAAACGGUAGCCAAACUGAAGCACUUGUCGGAGAGCGUCUCGGUGCUGCUGAAGAUCGCCAGGAUCGCCAACAUGGACAACAGCAUCGUCGAGGAGAACGGCAACUCGUCGGCGGCAUCGGGCUCCAAUGACGUGGUCGAUGUCGUUGCCCAACAGGCAGCGGCAGCAGGAGGUGGCGGUGGCGGCAGUAACUCCCAGCAGCAACAGAACCCACAAAGUACAACAGCCGGCGGUCCAACGGGGGCGACGAAUAACGCCCAAGGAGGAGGAGCGGCCACAGUGCUGACCACCACCGCCAACUGCAACAUACAAUAUCCCAUUCAAGGACUGGCGCAGCAUGGACUGCAGGUGCAAUCCGUGAUACAGGCCAAUCCCUCGGGAGUCAUACAGACAGCAGCUGGAACACAGCAACAGCAACAGGCGCUGGCCGCCGCCACAGCGAUGCAGAAGGUGGUCUAUGUGGCCAAGCCGCCAAACUCGACGGUAAUCCACACGACACCCAGCAAUGCAGUGCAAGUGCGUAACAAAAUCCCUCCAACCUUUCCGUGUAAGAUCAAACCCGAACCGACCACGCACCAUCCGGAGGACAGUGACGAGAGUCUGUCGGACGACGAUUCCCAGCACCACCGCAGCGAGCUGACGCGAAGGCCGUCGUACAAUAAGAUCUUCACCGAGAUCAGUGGACCCGACAUGAGCGGCGCAUCGCUACCCAUGUCCGACGGCGUGCUCAAUUCCCAGCUGGCGGGGAGCGGAGCAGGGGGCAAUCCGGCGAUGAUGCCAAUGGAUCCCACGUACUACCUGUCCAAUCGGAUGCCCUACAACACCAACAAUAGCGGGAUAGCGGAGGAUCAGACCCGUAAGCGAGAGAUCCGGCUGCAAAAGAACAGGGAGGCGGCGCGGGAAUGCCGGCGCAAGAAAAAGGAGUACAUCAAGUGCCUGGAGAAUCGAGUGGCGGUGCUAGAGAACCAAAACAAAGCCCUCAUCGAGGAGCUCAAGUCGCUCAAGGAGCUCUACUGUCAGACCAAGAACGAUUGAAUGUGGGCGGGGCUAUGGCGCCGCCUGCGCCUCUGCCUCCAGUUACGGUUACGGUUACGGCAAUGGCUGCAACUGUGGCAGCGGCUGAGCUGCGAUUCCGUUCUGGUUAAUGCCCAAGCAGCAUCGACAGGAUCGAUCCUCAACCCGUUUGGCCGGCCGCAUAUCAUGAUUUAUAUAUACGUAUAGGACGAGGAUGCAGAUCUAUAUAUAUAUGUGUGUGUAUGUGUGUGUGGUAGCGUGUACAUUAAGAAAUGUACAAAUUGUAUGAUGAGGGAUCGUGUUGUUGUUGUUAGGACACAGACGGACGGACAGGCGGGCAUAUAGAUAGAUAUAACCUGCCUGCGCAUGGACACGAGCAGAACACACAAUGUAAUUAUGUUUAUAAUUUAAAUAUGUAAUAUUAUGUUUAUGAUUUAGUUUAUGCCUUAGUUUAUUUGCUAAUUUAACGAUAAUGAAGUUUACCUACGAACAUGUGUUUCUGUAACCUAAGAACGUUUUUAAUACGACACAUACCUACCUACCUACCUACCUACCUACCCAACGGAUUCUUCCCGCUUCCCCUCUAAUUUUUUUGUAAUUAAAUUUUUUGUUUUACCUAA